GGAAACAGAAAGCACAACAAUGAGGAGAGUGGAAAACGAAACUUAGGGCAGUGGGCGGAGAAUCAGCUGAUAUAAAUGAGGCAGCGGACGGAGCGCAGUUAGAAGCGCCCUCUUCGUCUUCAUCUCAUCGCGUCAACAACAAGGCUACUGAAGUCAUGGAAAUCGUCAUCUCCCUGCUGGACGGCAGGUCCGUCCCGCUGCACGUGAACCCUAACGACACGGUGUCCGACCUGAAGCGGCUCAUCCAAACCAAACUGAACAUCCCCGUUUACCUCCAGAAGCUGGUGUUCGUCAACGGCACCAAGACGCCGCUCAGCGAUGACUCUCGGACUCUAAGCUCCUACGGCGUUCGCUCCGGAUCUCACGUGUCUCUGCUGGUGGUCGAGCGAACCACCUUCCAGAUUUUCCUCCGGAGAGACACCGGCACCAACACGUACGACGUGACCGGCGACGAGACGGUGGAGGAUUUCAAGCGGAAGGUGGAGAAGCGGGAGAAGGUCCCGGUGAGUCAGCAGAAUCUGGUCUAUGGAGGCAGAGUGAUGACCGGCGGCAAACUGUCGGAUUACAACGUCCAGGAGGGCAGCACCAUCGACCUGAACCUGCGCCUGCGAGGAGGCUGAACUCAGCGACCCGCCUCCACACGAUUAGUAAUUAUUUAAUACGGACACAUUCCUCUCAUGUGCAUGACGUCUGCUGUCAAGGUUUCAUGUUCUAAUAAAGUUUAGAAUCCG
Messenger RNA from Synchiropus splendidus (mandarinfish), 731 nucleotides. RefSeq names its product ISG15 ubiquitin like modifier (gene isg15). The transcript is spliced from 2 exons. The coding region runs from base 156 to 620 and encodes 154 amino acids. Gene Ontology annotation, cellular component: cytoplasm; nucleus. Lineage: Eukaryota; Metazoa; Chordata; Actinopteri; Syngnathiformes; Callionymidae. Gene Ontology annotation, molecular function: ubiquitin protein ligase binding; protein tag activity. The record is from RefSeq and is a predicted model, not a curated record. Gene Ontology annotation, biological process: modification-dependent protein catabolic process; protein ubiquitination.